This is a messenger RNA of Dipodomys ordii (Ord's kangaroo rat), 1162 nucleotides long. RefSeq names its product membrane-associated ring finger (C3HC4) 11 (gene Marchf11). Gene Ontology annotation, molecular function: zinc ion binding; ubiquitin-protein transferase activity. NCBI's taxonomy places the organism in Eukaryota, Metazoa, Chordata, Mammalia, Rodentia, Heteromyidae. The record is from RefSeq and is a predicted model, not a curated record. The transcript is spliced from 5 exons. Gene Ontology annotation, biological process: protein ubiquitination. Bases 1 to 1065 code for a protein of 354 amino acids.
AUGGAAGAACUGACUGGGAUAGAAAAUAAUGGAGAGAUGCAAGAGGAAAUGCUGGAAAGAUCACAGGAAAGCAAGGUAGAAAACUUAAGGGUAGAAUUGACAGAUGUUAAAGGAAUGUUUGUGAAAUCACAGAGGAGCAAGAGUCAGCGGGCUGCGGCCCCGGGUCCCAGUGGCCAGCGAGGCGCAGCGUUUGAAUCGGGGCUUCGCCAGUUACAGGGCUCGGGGGCCCGAGGCGCGCAGACAGUUACCAAAAACCCGGGCGGCCGCGCACUGCGGGCGACGAGGGGCAUCCUGGGAGGACUGCGGGGCGGCGGGGACCGACCCGGCACCACCGAGGUUCCGGGACCGGGAGGGAGGACGCCGAGCUCCAGCAGCCAGCGCGGGGCCGCGGCCGGUGAGCUGUUAAAUCCCUGCCGCUGUGACGGGUCUGUGCGGUACACACAUCAGCUCUGUCUGCUCAAGUGGAUCAGUGAGAGGGGCUCGUGGACCUGUGAACUUUGCUGCUACAGAUACCACGUCAUCGCCAUUAAAAUGAAACAGCCUUGCCAGUGGCAAAGCAUUUCUAUAACACUGGUUGAGAAAGUUCAGAUGAUUGCUGUAAUCCUAGGAUCCCUGUUCUUAAUAGCGAGUGUGACUUGGCUCCUCUGGUCAGCCUUCAGCCCCUAUGCAGUGUGGCAGAGGAAGGACAUCCUCUUUCAGAUCUGCUAUGGAAUGUAUGGUUUUAUGGAUCUAGUAUGCAUAGGUCUCAUCGUCCACGAAGGAGCUGCAGUUUACAGAGUGUUUAAACGCUGGAGAGCUGUCAAUUUGCACUGGGAUGUAUUAAAUUAUGACAAAGCCACAGACAUCGAAGAAAGUAGCCGAGAAGAGUCGUCCACAAGCAGGACUUUAUGGUUACCAUUGACCGCUCUGAGAAACAGGAACUCUGUCCACCCAAUGCAGCUCACCUCGCCGAGGUUUCAGUGCGGCUAUGUGCUGCUGCAUCUUUUCAACCGGAUGAGGCCCCACGAGGAUCUGUCGGAGGACAACAGCUCCGGGGAGGUUGUGAUGAGGGUGACCUCGGUGUGACCGGCAGGUGCAGCGACGCAGCGCACAAUUUGGAAUGUAAUUGCAAUGAAUGGCAAAGCCACAGCACUUCUAAACACACACACACACCUAUGAACUU